UUUUUGGUUUGUUUCCCAAACACAACGUCAUUCUGAAUUUAUACAGGAAUACGUGCGUAUUCAUAGAUUGUAGAUAAAGCAUGUUGAGAGCCGGCGAUGUAGCGUUCGUGUUGGGCGGUGUUCUAGUGUUAGUGUGGGCCUUUGUUGGCGUGGCUGGGGUAUGUAGGAUGUCUCCUAAAGACCUAGUUACUCUGCAAGAUUUGGAAGAGAAAGUUGACGGAAUGGACUGGAUACAGAUUUACGUCUUCGAGGACAGAAGUAAUCAAAACUAUGGAAAAUGUAACGUGAGAUGGAACUUGCCGCCGGACUCUGACGGCUUUAUUCGCCGGCAACUAAUAUGCUACAAUUUCAACUACGAAGCAUGCGAGGACUUUGAAAGAGCUUUGAAACGAUCCGUUGAUGAAUGCGGAAGAGCUCAGGAAAAUGCAGAAAUCUGCGAACAUCUUUCAUAUUGUGCUAGUAGCUGGGCGAACCAAAUCAAAGCUGAGAAUGCUGGUACGAUGGUAGAGGCAGACCGACUAACGCUUCCUCCAAACUUUCUUCAAAAGUGGGGUCGCAUUACAGAGGUGACUUCCACAGAAAUGCUUUAA
This is a messenger RNA of Ruditapes philippinarum (Manila clam), 590 nucleotides long. RefSeq lists its product as uncharacterized. NCBI's taxonomy places the organism in Eukaryota, Metazoa, Mollusca, Bivalvia, Venerida, Veneridae. The transcript is spliced from 6 exons. The record is from RefSeq and is a predicted model, not a curated record. Bases 81 to 590 code for a protein of 169 amino acids.